AUGAACCGAGGACCCUUUUCUUUGGUUGUGCCUCACCACCAACAACAGAUGAGAAACCACAACAGCAACACCACCACCACUAAAACCCUCUUCACGUUAAUGGCGAUGUACAGUCAACAAACACCAAUGACGAACAACACAACAUCGACGGCCAACGAACAACAGCAACAACCACCAAUCACCAACGUUGACUACCAACGAUCAACAACAACAACCAACAAUCAGAUCACACUAGUCGAAUACACCAAUCGACUGCCACCAACAAUCAGACCACACCAGUCGACGGCCAAUGAUCAGACCAAACCAGUCGAAUACAACGUCGACUGCCACCAACGUCGACUACCACCACUACCAGAGAAAACAACCAACGUUGACCAGCACAACACAACACCACCACCACGACGAUGA
Messenger RNA from Ilex paraguariensis (yerba mate), 408 nucleotides. The record is from the annotation of a GenBank genome assembly. Lineage: Eukaryota; Viridiplantae; Streptophyta; Magnoliopsida; Aquifoliales; Aquifoliaceae.